Messenger RNA from Tetrahymena thermophila SB210, 5241 nucleotides. RefSeq names its product cyclic nucleotide-binding domain protein. The record is from RefSeq and is a predicted model, not a curated record. Lineage: Eukaryota; Ciliophora; Oligohymenophorea; Hymenostomatida; Tetrahymenidae. The transcript has 7 exons.
AAUAAUUGGCAUAUGUUUAAACAAAUAAGUCUUUUGAUAGAUAUAUUAUUUAAUAAUUAAAAACAAUUAAUAUUUUUUAUCUUUCUAAGCAACAAGAGAUUGUUAAUAGUAAUAUAUAUAUAUACAUCAGUUUAAGUAUUUUAAAUGUAGCAAUCUUAAAGAAAAGCAGGCUUUAUGUACAGGGAGAUCACAUCUGAUCUUUCCCUUAUACCUAAAGACGAUUACUUAAAAGUAGCAUCUAUGAUCUUAAAGCUUGACCCUUAAGAUAGGAGAGAUGAUGAAAUAUAAGCAUUGCAGAAAUUGACAGAAGAAUUAUAAUUUUUUAAGAGCAUUAACUCGAAAAAGGUUAAUGUUAGGAAUAAACUCCACUAUAAGAUUUGCAGUAAAAUGAAGUAUGAAGCUAGUUAAAAAGGACAGGCAAUUAUUGAAUACGGUGCUAAAGCUGAUAAAUUUUUUGUGCUCCUUAAAGGAUCAGUUAUUGUUUAUUUAACUAAGUCUGCAGAAAUUUUAUAAAACGAGAUUUAAGAGGAGAUGAAAUUUCAAGAAGAAAAAAAUAUAGCGCCUCUUUAUUUAACUCAAAAAGAAUAAAUAAGGGCUAAUAGUAUUAGUUCAAGUUAAUCAUAAUCUCCUACUAAUAAGAUAUCAUUUUUUAAAUCAAAUAGCAUACUAAAUAAUUAAGGAGGAGGUUAAAGUAGUCCUUUAACUAGAGUUAAUUCUGGUCUGAUUGACUCUACCUAAGCUCAUAAAAAGAGCAUAGUUAAAAGUCAUAAUGACUCUCCUUUGAAUAUGAAAUUAAAUGGCUCAGAAACUUCGGAGUAAAAAGAUAGUAACAAAAUAAGCUAAAAUUAAAGUUAACAAAAUGGAAGAAAUUCAAUAUAAAUUUUUGAAUCAAUAAAUAUCAAUCCGAAUGAUUUAAAUUAAGAAUAAGCUAACAAAAUUUAAAACGAUUAACGCGGCGAUGAAAAUGGCUUAGAAAUAUUUAAUAAAUCUUCUAAGAAAACAUCUUAAUAAAGAUUUCAAAGGAUGUUUAAUCUGAUAAAAUAAAGAGGUAAUAAAUUAGAAAAUUUACCACAAACUGAUGAUAAAUAGCUUGAUGUAACCACAAAAGAAAAUUAAUAAGAAGAUAAUGCGAUUUCUAACGAUAGUAACCAAUCAUCAUAAACCCAAAUAAUUCAUAAAUCUUCUAUGUUUAGCAAAUUCGUUAACAAUACAACCACAAAUAAUAUGACAGGUCAGGCAUUAUAAAAUUCUCAAAAUAGCGAUUUGAACUCAUUAACUUAGCCUAAAAUUAACAAAUAGCUCUCUCUUAGCAAAGGAUUUAGUUUAUACACAGAAGAUUAAGCAAAAAUUGAAUAGCAAGACAUUUAAAAUGAAGAAGAAACACACAUAAAUCAAAUCAGAAAGAGAUUCUGUGAAAAAUACAUGUUUUCCAAAAUUUUUGGCUCUCUAAAUGCUGAAAAUAUUUAAUGUCCUGAAAAAUUAAUCCACUUUCCUAGCUUUGUCUUUAAGUAUUAUUAUCAAAGAACUCUCAAUUAAGGCUGCACUUUUGGAGAAUUAGGUUUGCUUGAUGGAAAACCAAGAAGUGCUUUCAUAUUGUGUGCUGAAGAUUGUGAAUUCGGAAUUAUGGAGAAAGAAGACUAUCAAUUGUUGCUUGGAAAUAUACACAGAAGAGAACUUGAAAGAAAAUUCAACUUCCUAAAAGAUCACAUGCUUCCAGAGCUUACAAAUUAAGCUCUCAAAAAAAUAUUUUACAAUUUCUAAAAAAUAAAAGUUUAGAAAAAUGAAUAUAUCUUCAGGCAAGGAACUCUCUCUGAAGGUAUUUACCUAAUAAAGAAGGGCGAUGUGAAGUUAGAGAAAACAUUAACAUAUUAAGAGUAAGUAAGCAGUGAGGGAGAAAAUGGGAUAUCUAUGAUGAGAAAAGUAUAAACUAUAAAAAAAAAUACGCCUUUUGCAACUUUGAGUUAAGGAGAAUAUUUUGGAGAGGAAUUUCUGAUAUUUGAUUUUAAAUCAAAACAUUAUCGCAGUUAUUCAGCAGUUGCUAGUAGUAUGAAAACCUCUUUAUACUUUAUGCAAAGCUCUACUUUCACUGUUUUCUUGAAACAAUUUCCUGAACUUUUUAUGGCUUUUAAGAAAUCUGUGACUUUCAAAAUCGAAAGAAGAUAAGAAUACAUGGAAAACAUUGAAUAAAAUUAUAAAGAGACAAUGAAAUUAAAAGAAGCUAUCAACAACUAACGUCAAUCCGAUUUAAAAAUUAUAUAAUCGCUUUAAUCCUAAAAAAGUUAUACUGAUCUAAGCUGCGCUUCUCCGAUUUCUUAAUAGACUUCACCUUUAAGAUAGAAAAAUGCAAGUUAAUAAUAUUUUAUUAAACAACUGUCAUAGCAAGGCUCUUAUUUAUCUUGCGAAAGUCCAAAAGCUGGCUAGUUUGAAAAUUAGAAUAAAAUUAAUAACAAUGAAAGGAAGAGUUUAUUAUUUUAUUGUUCUCCUUCAAUAAAAUUACCUAACACAAAUAAUUCGAUUGCAGAUUUUGAAAAUAUAGUAAACAGCAGCAAAAGUAUUGUCGUUUAAAGCUCUCAGCCACAAUUGAAAUUUAAACUUAUUUCUAGCAGCUAAGAAACACCUUCUAAAAUAUUAAGCACUUUACAUUAAAUCGAUUAAAAAUAAAUUGAUGAGGAAGAAGAUGCCAAUAAUAAAUAGCAAAAAAUAGAAGUGCCAAAUAGUUAACCGCCAUAUCCACAACCAAAGCUAAUAAGAUUAGUUAGCACAUAAAAUAGUAUCUCAAUCCCAGAAAAAAAUUUUUAAUAAAAUGAAAAGCAUAAUGAAUUCUUAACUGAUUCCAAUAUAAGUCCUAUUUAAAGAUCAAAUAAUUAAUCUCCAACUUAAACGAUUAAGCUGUAAUUGAUGAGUGAAAUAAUAUAAAAUGAACAAUUUAAUCCUUCUUUGGGUGGCUAAAAACAACCAGAAAAGAAAUUUACAAGAAAUAGUUAACACAGUAAAACUCUAUCUUGCAUUGUAUAGCAAUCAAAUUUGUUAUAAGAAUAACUAAAUAGCUUUGUAUACAAAAGAGAUAAGCAUAAAUCUUAAACUUCUAUCACACAUAUAUAACCAGAAGAUUUAGAGAGUCCAUUAAUAAAUUAGAAAUAGUAAACUCAGCAUAAUUAAAACAAAUAAUAAGUCAUAAGACAAAAUGAAUUUGAAGAAUUGGAGGAGUUAUAGGAUUUACUUGAUGUUUAGUAUUUUUAAACUAAAUAUAAUCCUGAGAAAUUAGAAGAAUUAUUAUUGCAAGUGGAAAAGCUAAAAGCUGAGCAUAAAAGUGGCAGUAAUGUCAUAGAAAACAAGCUAGAAUUUCUUUAUAAUAGGAACGUGAAAGAAGUAAAAAUGAGAAUCAAUUUAAUAAAAUAAAAAAUACAAAAUGCUUUUAGAAAAGAUCUGAGUCAUGAAAAUUAAUAAUAUUAAAAUAACAGAAAAAACAUUUACAGCAACUCACCAAACAAAUCUGUUGAUAAAAUUACUAAGUUAUCUUAGCGCUAUCUAAAGAAACAAGACUAAUAUGAUAAAAUAAUUAGAAGUAAAAUAACAGAGCGUCAAAAAGGUAACUCUUCUAUUUAAAAGGAAAGUAAUUAAAUGAAUGAAGCAAUAGAUAUAUAAAAUACUGUAAAGGAAAUUCCUAAAAUAUUUGUAAAUAAUUCUGAUGAAAUACUCAAAAAAAGCAGUAGCAUAGAUUCUAAAUAUACCUAUUUAAAUGAAAAAAACACUAUUGACAGUGUAAAUUCAAAUAAUAAUUUAGAUUUAUUAUCAUCUUAAGCUUAGACAACUUCAAUUAAAAUUGAAUAACAAAAUCAAAAUUAAAUUUAGCUAACAAGUUCUUCAGGAUUUAGAACGUAUCCUGCUCUUACUACUGAUGAAAACUGUUAAUCUACAAACAAAAUGAUUAGUUCUGCUGCUUCAUAUAAAGGCGCUUCUUUAUCACCAAUGAAAUCUUCUCCAAAUUCACCAAAGAUUAGACCAAAAUAGAGAAAUAAAUCUGCUUUAAUUCAUUUAAAGCUUAAUCCUUCACCAAAUAAUGACUAAUUCUUAAAUUUUAAUAUCAUAAAUUAUUAGUCUUGUAGAUAAAAUCAGGAUUUCAAUGCAGUGAAUGAUAUGUUUUAACAACUUCAGCUGAAAACUUAAAAUAGCAAUUUAAUUAUUUCAACUGAUUAAAGUUAACUGAUUCCAUUUAAAACCCAAAGUAGCACUUCUGAAAUAUAAGUUUAAUCCAAUUUAGAACACUUAGAAAACUAUACUGAACAGCUUUCAUAAAAAGAAAAACAAUAAACUUCUUCCAAAUCUAAUUUCAUUACACCGAAUAUAACUGAGAGAAGAAACAAUACAGCCAAUAGCAUUCCUAGAUAAUUGCAAAAAAUGUUCCUAAUAAAGUCUUAAAGCAAUACCGCAUUAACAUAAUCCCAAAAUAUUUCUCCAAAAAUUUAAUAAACUAAUUAAGAAAACAACAAAUCCUCAGACUCACAAACAAUAUUCAAUAAAAAGUCAGAUGAGUUAAAGCAGUCUUACUUUUUCAAGCAUAGAAAAACAUAAUCUCAUCUUGUAUUUGAUAUUGCACCCUCAUUUUAGAAUCAAAAAGCUCCAUAUUUAUAAUAAAACUCAUCAGUUUCGCCAGUAACUAAACUAAAUAACCCAUAAAAUUUGAGUUAGAACAGCUUAAGCAUUAAAAAUAGAUACGCAAACUAAGGAAAAGUAUCUUUUUCUUUAACUAAUUUUAGUGAAAUAAAAAGCAGUGGAAAUUAAUAAUUUAAUAUUAAUCCUAAUUAGAACAUAAAUAUGACAGAAACUAACAACAACAACAAAAUAUUGUAAAAAUCUUCUUCUUAUAAAUAAAUAAAAAUUAGCUAAUAAAAUAGUAAAUUAAAAGAUAUAGUAUAAAAUAAUUUUUUACCUAAUUACACAAACGAAACUUAGCAAACACCUUCUUAUCCUCCAUAACAAUUUUAAUAAAACUAAAAUAAUAAUAACAACAAAUAUAUAGAACUAAAUCAAAAUAUGUCUAUGAUAAAUUAAAGUUAGAUUGAAUUAAUUAAAAAUAAUUCAAGAUUAAUGCAAAGAAAAAUACACAACCCUUUACAAAUAUUCAAAGGUAGUAAAACAAAUUCCUCAAUAACUGUGAAAUCAUUUCUAGAUUCAACUAAUAGUCCCCUUUAUAAUAACUCAAUUUUAAAAUAGAAUUUUUUACAAUAAAAUUAGCAGUGA